Molecule: messenger RNA, 357 nt
Organism: Trichomonas vaginalis G3
Lineage: Eukaryota; Parabasalia; Trichomonadida; Trichomonadidae
Exons: 1
Coding region: 1-357 (118 amino acids)
Source: RefSeq, a predicted model, not a curated record
AUGAAUAUAUUCCGAGACUAUCGAAUCGUACAAAAUCAAGUUCUUACCGAUGAGUUUAUCAAACGAAGCCUUAUAGCACUCAAAGUUCAACUUGGCGUUUCUUCAAAACAAAUUUAUCCAAAAGGGUCUAUUUCAGUUUCUGACGACUGUUUUAUUAUUGCUAUCCUUAAUAAACUUAAUUCAUUCAUUAUUGCAAAGGUUUAUGUUGUUAUGGAUUAUGAAAUGCUCCCAGGAAUGGUGAAAUACCCACCAAGACAUUAUUUUACAGUUAGUGCCGUUGUCACAGUUGCAAAAGAGUUUACAUCAGUUGUGCAUAUGCUCAAUGCUGUUGCAGCCCAGAAAAAAAUAUCCCCCUAA